AUGGAGGAGUGCUCUGGCGACGGCCCUGGCGACGCGUGCCCGCUCGCGGUCUGCGCCUCCCCCGCCGCCCCACCCUCCCCUGCGCCGUGCCAGAGCUUCCGCCGCCCUCGCCAUCGCCGCGCCGUCCGCGCCGGAGCCGACCUCGCUCGCCCCUAUCGCCGUUGGGCUGACCUCGUCGACGAGGAGACCGCGCCAUCCCCCGCUUCGCCCCCUUCCCUCCCCUUCCCGGUCCCCCGUUGUGCUGCGCCGCCCGACGUGGCUGGUGGCUCAGCCCCCCUCGCGUGGGGUUAUGCCACCGGCUCACGGUGGCCGCCGCCGACGCCACCGCGACUGAGCUCGUCUCGGCCCACCGGGUUGCAAGGUUCCACCUUGCGAAGAGGCGAUGGACGCCGGCGACGCAAGCGUGCCUGGGGGGUUGUUGGUCGCUUCGACCUGGGACGGGCGCGGGCAUCGUGGCACCGCCCGACGGCCGGACCCUGCUCCGCGCCAUCCCCGCUCCCGCCGACGGUUGACUGCUCGGCCGCCUCCUCGGCUCUCGUCGCCCGUGCGUCUCCGUUUCGCCCGUUCGUCACCGCCUUCGGGUCCUCCUCCCUGCGUUUCCAUGCGUUCCAAUCCCUCCGGCGCCCUUGGCUUGCCCUCUCUGGCAGCCCUCGAGGGGAAACCCUACGGGUCAGCUCCCCACCCCGCGCCCUGGACCAUGGCUUGCUGGGCCGCUGCACGGCCGGGCUUGCUGUGGCGCUGGAUGGGCCCAGCCCAUCUGAGCUGGUUCGACCUCGGGCGGCUGGCCUCGCCCGUGCCCUAGGCCCACCACCCCGUGCCCAGUAUUUGGCUCCCUCACGGUCUCCCCCGCGCUCCUGUUUCCCUCCCCGCCGCCACCCCUUCACCCAGCUCCCCCCCGCCCCCUCGCCCGACCCACCACGCCCCCCUCCCGCCCGACUGCUUGUCGUGGCAGCUCCCCCUCCUCCCGGGCGGCUGCUGGCCAUGACGAGCGAGUGGGACGACGGGGAAGCUUGGUGCAAACGUCGCUACGACGACCGCCGUGACAUCCCCCGUCCCUUCCCGGAUGCUCAACGCCGCGAGGACGAGGUCCGGGAGGGCCGGCGGUCGUCGGGUCACUCCGACCGAAGAGGCCGAUCCCGCUCCCCCCUGGCUGCCUCCGGAGAUUGGCGCUCCCGUCGCCGCUCGCCCUCCCUCGGGCCUCGCCGCGGCCGGAGCCCCUCCCCAUCCCGCGCGGCCCGUCCGCCAUCUCCCCGCUCCCAUGCCCCGCCGCUCGUCGACUCGACCCGGAAGUACAUCCCUCCCCAUGCGGCUGCUCCUUCGGCUCCGGCCUCCUCUACUGCCCCGGGCAACCCGCCCCACGGACGCCAGGGGGCUGCCAAGAAGAAGAAGCGCCGCGGCCAGGGCAGGGGCAACCAGGCCGCCCCGCCCCGCUUGUCCCUGGCUCCGCGACCAUCCCGGGUCCUGUGUCCGGCCUCCCCCGCCCCCCGUGCUUCAAUUGUGGGGUGGCGGGUCACUCGCAAGUCAACUACGUCAGCCCCCAGUGCUGCUACAUCUGCAAGGAUCCGGGCCACCCCGCUCUUCUGUGCCCGGAUCGUCCGGUGA
Messenger RNA from Aegilops tauschii subsp. strangulata, 1602 nucleotides. The record is from RefSeq and is a predicted model, not a curated record. Lineage: Eukaryota; Viridiplantae; Streptophyta; Magnoliopsida; Poales; Poaceae.